UUGGUCAUAAGAGGAGCUGGGUCAGGGGUUGUGAGGAUUCCUGGGUGAGAAGAUGUGAACAUUUGAUGCAUCCCAUCCCCACUACAAGAAAAACAAAGCCUGCAUUAACCUGGGGCCUGAAAGCAUUAAUGCAGCUCUCCAAGGAGGUCUUAGUGCUAGGGAGUAACUGAGAUCUGGGACACGGUCUCAGAGGAAGCCUGCAACUGAAUGGGACCCCUUCCUUACACACAGGUCCCUCUCCUCCUCUGGUCCCAACACCUCUUCUGUCCUUGGCUAAGAUUUUCUACACUCCACACUGCAGCUCCCUCAUUCUCAGACUGGCAAUGGGGAUCCCUGAGCAGCUGCUGAUGGCAUGCUUGGCCAUGCUCUCUCUUUCAGCUUGGAAUCCAGCCCAGGGCUCUCCUGCCAUCUUUGGGCCUAUCUUUGAGGACCAGCCUGUCAGCUCCUUAUUCCCUGAGGAAUCAUCAGAAGAGAAGAUAGCCCUGGCCUGCCGUGCCAGGGCAAGCCCUCCAGCCACAUAUAGAUGGAAGAUGAAUGGCACCGAGAUGAAGCUAGAGCAGGAUCCCCACUACCAGCUGGUUGGAGGCAACCUGGUCAUCAUGAAUCCCACCAAGACCAGGGAUGCUGGUGUGUACCAGUGCCUGGCCACCAACCCAGUAGGCACUGUGGUCAGCAGAGAGGCUGUGCUCCGCUUUGGCUUUUUACAGGAAUUCUCCAAGGAGGAAAGAGAUCCUGUGAAAACCCAUGAGGGCUGGGGGGUGAUGUUGCCCUGCAACCCACCUGCCCACUACCCAGGUCUAUCGUACCGCUGGCUUCUCAAUGAGUUCCCCAAUUUCAUCCCAACUGAUGGGCGGCACUUUGUGUCCCAGACAACGGGAAACCUGUACAUCGCCCGGACAAAUGCCUCUGACCUGGGCAACUACUCCUGCCUGGCCACCAGCCACAUGGACUUCAUAACCAAGAGUGUCUUUAGCAAGUUUGCCCAGCUCAACCUGGCUGCAGAAGACUCCCGUCCAUCUUCACCAAGCAUCAAGGCCAGAUUCCCCUUGGAGACCUAUGCAUUGGUUGGACAGCAGGUCACCCUGGAGUGCUUUGCUUUUGGGAACCCGGUCCCUCGGAUCAAGUGGAGAAAACUGGAUGAUUCACUGCCCCCACAAUGGGCCACUGCUGAGCCCACACUGCAGAUUCCCAGCGUCAACUUUGAGGAUGAGGGCACCUAUGAGUGUGAAGCGGAGAACACCAAAGGUCGGGACACUGCCAAAGGCCGGAUCAUUGUGCAGGCUCAGCCUGAGUGGCUCAAAGUCAUCUCAGAUACCGAAGCCGACAUUGGCUCCAAUCUGCGCUGGGGUUGUGCAGCUGCUGGCAAGCCAAGGCCCACCAUUCGGUGGCUCCGGAAUGGGGAUCCCCUCUCCUCCCAGAAUCGUGUGGAGAUUUCUGGUGGGGACCUGAAAUUCUCCAAACUGGUCCUAGAAGACUCUGGCAUGUACCAGUGUGUAGCAGAAAACAAGCAUGGAACUAUCUAUGCUAGUGCUGAACUGGCAGUACAAGCUUUUGCCCCUGAUUUCCGGCUGAAUCCAGUGAGGCGUCUGAUCCCAGCUGCUCGAGGGGGAGAAGUUAUUAUUCCCUGUCAGCCCAGGUCAGCGCCAAAGUCCAUUGUGCUGUGGAGCAAAGGGACCGAAAUCUUAGUCAACAGUAGCAGAGUGACCAUCACCCCAGAUGGUACUUUGAUCCUUCGGAACAUCAGCCGGUCAGAUGAAGGAAAAUACACCUGCUUUGCAGAAAAUUUCAUGGGCAAAGCCAACAGCACUGGCAUCCUUUCUGUUCGAGAUGCCACCAAGAUCACCCUGGCACCAUCCAGCGCCGACAUCAAUCUGGGUGAGAACCUGACUCUGCAGUGCCAUGCCUCCCAUGACCCCACCAUGGACCUCACCUUCACCUGGGCUCUAGACGGCUUCCCCAUUGACUUUGAUAAAUCUGGUGGCCACUACCGGAGAGCCAGCUUGAAGGAAACUAUUGGGGACCUGACAAUCCUGAAUGCCCAGCUGCGCCAUGGCGGAAAGUAUACGUGUAUGGCCCAGACUGUAGUAGACAGCACAUCAGAGACUGCGACCCUUCUGGUCCGAGGUCCACCAGGUCCUCCUGGUGGAGUGGUGGUGAGGGACAUCAGCAACACCACUGUCCAACUGACUUGGAGCCGAGGCUUUGACAACCAUAGCCCGAUCGCCAAGUACACCCUCCAAGCCCGAUCCCUGCCUGAUGGGAAGUGGAAGCAGGUCCGCACCAAUCCUGCCAAUAUUGAGGGGAAUGCAGAGACUGCCCAGGUUCUGGGUCUCACCCCCUGGAUGGACUAUGAGUUCCGGGUCGUUGCCAGCAACAUCCUAGGCACAGGAGAGCCCAGUGGACCCUCUAGUAAAAUCCGGACUAAGGAAUCAGCUCCCACGGUAGCACCCUCAGGACUCAGUGGAGGAGGCGGUGCCCCUGGUGAACUCAUUAUCAACUGGACGCCAAUGUUACGGGAAUACCAGAAUGGAGAAGGCUUUGGCUACCUGCUGUCCUUCCGCAGACAGGGCAGCUCAGACUGGCAGAAGGCCAAGGUCUCCCACGCUGAUGCCCUACACUUUGUUUAUCGUAAUGAAAGUGUCCGGCCCUACACGCCCUUCGAAGUAAAGAUCCGGGGAUACAACCGCCAGGGAGAGGGACCUGAGAGCCUCACCACCACUGUGUACUCUGCGGAGGAAGAGCCCAGAGUAGCCCCAGCCAAAGUCAAAGCCAAGGGAACUUUGUCCUCAGAGAUGGAUGUAAUGUGGGAACCAGUACAUCAAGACGACAUGAACGGGGUCCUCCUAGGUUAUGAGAUCCGCUAUUGGAAAGACGGAGAUAAAGAGGCAGCGGCCGAUCGCGUCAGGACGGCUGGGCUGGACACCAGUGCCCGGGUCACUGGUCUGCAACCCAACACCAAGUACCACGUGACAGUUCGAGCCUACAACAGGGCAGGCACCGGGCCCGCCAGCCCCUCCACCAACGCCACCACCAUGAAGCCGCCUCCCAGGCGACCUCCAGGGAAUAUCUCCUGGACACUCUCCAGUUCCAGUCUCAAUAUUAAGUGGGAUCCAGUCAUCCCACAGCGAAAUGAGUCUGCGGUCACUGGCUACAAGAUGCUGUACCGGAAUGAUUUACACUCAGCCCCCAUUCUCCAUUUGGCCAACAAGAACUGGAUAGAGAUCUCUGUCCCUGAGGAUUCCAGCCAUGCCCUAGUACAGAUUCGGGCCACGGGACCAGGAGGGGACGGAAUUCCGGCUGAGGUUCACAUCGUGAGGAAUGGAGGCACAAGUAUGAUGGUGGAGAACUCAGCAGUCUGCCUGGCCCCACAUCUGGGUGCCAUCCUCUCCCAUUCACUGGCGAUGUUGGCCCUCCUUGGCUACUUGCAGCUCUGAUCCUGGCUUCGUCGUCCCCUCCCCUGCCCCAGACCUGGACAACAGGACAGAUACCUCGGGAUGAACAGAGCCAGCUGGCCCCUGGCGCACUCUCCCGAUGCUUAAGGACCUCAAUACACUAUAUGCCCAAGAGGAUUGGUUUUAAACAGCAAACUCUAAAUAAUACCUUUUCUGUAGGAGGUAGGACAUUUCAUAUAUGCCAGGGACUGGAACCCAAGGAAGGAUUUUUUUCCCCUUUAGAACCAGGAGGAAACGGGCACAAAAACCCAUAAAUAUUGAACCCAAAGUCCACGUGACAUAUGAUCACUGGGCUUUCUGGAUGGAAAGAACUAAAUGGACGUAAGGUUGGGGUUUUUUAAUACAUGUUCUUUGGACUAAUAGAGAUGGCACCCUUUAGGGACCCUAGGUAUAUCUGAAUCCAGAGGGGUUCAGGCCCGCCCAGGCCCCUGGAUACAGGCCAAAAUGGAUUUAAGGCUGGGGAAGUGGACCUGGAGACCCCGAUGCAAACAUUCCCCAGCCAAACGAAGGGGAAAGCAAUGGGCCAAGGACUGCUCGCCCCCCACCUUGAUGGGGGGAAGAGCUUGAGAUCACCUUUGGUGUUUCCUCAUCCUUCUAGGCAGCUAAGAAAAACUGCAAAUCCCGGAUUCUAGGAGCUUCAAGGAGCCAAAGGGGCUUUCGGGUAAUAUGGGGAAGAGGGAGGCAGGAGGAUGACUUUCAAAACUGACCAAAGGUUGCAGCUGCUGGGAGAAUGAUCUCAGCCAAAAGGCAACCCCAGAUUAAAAAUGAAGCUACCCCUGGGGAUGACACCCCCGCUAUCCCAUUUGCAAGUCCAUACAGACAAAGCAAACAGGCUUCUCUUGAGGGGACUGCAUGACUGAAGGGCUGUGUCUUGGUGAGGUGCCCACCCAUGUUCUGUUCUAGGAGUUGGACAUGGAAAACCGACAACUUUGCCUCAGCUUCUUUUUCUCAGUAAAUCUUAAGGAUCUUCCUUCCAAAUCUGAAGUUCCCUGUCCAAUGAGAAGGAUCCUUUCCUCUCCCUUUUCCUCUCCUGGGGCCAGAGCUACAGCCGGGUUAUUUUUGGAAGGAUUAGUUCCAAGGGUUCUAGAGCCAGAAGUCGGACUGGUGGGUAGAGAGAUGUGUGCCAGAAGUUACUUCGUCAGGCUUGUUGGGGUAUUUUUAAUGGCCUCACUCCAUCUCUCCAUCCACCUACCUAAUGCUUGCCAACCUUUGUGUUGCCUCAGAGUGCCCCAGUGAAAAGGAAAGGCUUAUCCUGUGCUUCAGGGAAUGUUAGGAAAGGUGAGAAAAGGGGGAAUAAUAAUCUGCAGCCCACUGAUAAAGAGAAAAGUUUAACUCCUCUGGGCCCCAGUUUUCCCAUCUAUAAUAAGAGUAAUUUGAACUUGACCUCUAAAAGUCUCCAAAUUGUUGGAGCUACAAUUGUUUUUUUAAAAAUCUGGUUAAUGGGCAAAGGAAUGGGUCUAAUCAUAGGGUGGGUCCCUAGUCACUGUGGGGGGGGGGGGGGCAGCUGCUUCAGCCUCUCUACCCCUACUCAUAUGGGUGGAUUCAUGAGGACAUCCCUUGGUCUACAUGUAAUCCUUCAGUGUCCUCUGUCCCCAAAGCUGUAGACCUGUUUUGAAGGCAGCCAUCCUUUUCCCCUCACCUUCUCCUCUGAGGUCAGCUGAGAAAGGGGCACAAUACCAAGACACUGAUUUUCCCCCAACCCAGCCAUCCCCCCGAACCUCUCCCUGAGCACCCCAUACAUACACAGGGUCUGCCAUUUUGGAAGGCAUACGCCCCUCUGAGGCUCACUCACUGUGGCCCAUUUUCCCCUGAGGAUUUGUUUGUAUUCUGUAGUUAUUACAGUGAAAUUUCUAUUUUAGUAUCUUUUAUAUAUUUUUAGAUCCUGCUCUAUUUUCAGGGCAGGUCUGCACUCCUUCUGCUAAUGACAGCUUUCUUUUGGUGAACUUGACCCCCUCCCUUUCCUGCUCCUUUGGGAGCCAGGCAGAAUUAAUGGAGAAUCUGAUGUCCCACUUCCCUAUCACCUCCACAGCCCACCUAUCAAUGCUGUAGGAUUGUGGCUCUUUCAGAUCAACUGAAAAGGAGGUGGUGGAGGAAGCCUCUGUAUGGCCUCUCAGCUGAGAGCAGGGGUAGCCAGUCCCUCCAAGGGGAAUGCUUCCCCCUCUCAAUCAUCUCACUUUUGGCCAGUGGCUAAAUUUAUCUCCUCUCAGAAAAAGAGCUGGAGGCAAGAUGUUUGUUUAGGGCUUGAAGAGAGCUUGAGGCGGGGGGCUGCCUCACACAUGCAGACCAGGUUCAUUUGGCCCUCUCUUUUUUCACUGCCCAUAGGGACUGUGACAUAGGAAGCCAGAGGGAAACAGGUUCAGCCCUCAAGUGUUAGGCAAAGAUGGGCAAGGGCUUUUUGUCUGCUCCAGGCAAGCGGCUCUGCCACCUUCCCAGAUAAGGAGGCAUUUGGAGAGAAGCAGUUGUGAGGCAGAACUUGUGUGGAUGUGUUGUUUGGGGGCAGCAUCCCAGGAGACCCCACCAUGUCUAAACCAAAAGACCAGAUUAGUCCCUAAGAUUAGACUUUUGCCUUCAGCAUACCACACCUCUGAAGGUCUGGGGACCAAUGGGGAAGUUUAGGGAAGGGAUUUAACUGAGCAAAGGAAGCCAAGGAAAUAGGUUAGGAUGCAGAGGGACUGAGAUUGCCAGGGGCAGAUGCAGGUUGGACCCCCUGCCUAAAGUUUGAUGUGGCUAAGGCAGAUUGUGGAUUCUUCAUUCCUCUGGACACUUACAAAAUGGGAUGGCUUGUAUUGGAUCUUGCCCCCUCAGUCAGAGGAGUCCAUUGGUACUUUCUACCUAGCCAGUCUGAGGACGACAGACUGGGAGGAGCAGCAGCCCCCUGCUGCCUAUUAGCUCCCACUCAGUUUUCCACAAACCCCAGCCCUAGCUCUGUUCCAUGUCAGAAAUUUCCCCUUCCCACUCCAUCAUUUGCAGCCCUGGAAGAGAAGACAAAAAAAAAAAAUAUAUAUAUAUACAGGUGCUUUUCCCUUCUUUUUUUGUUACCACCCAUCUUGCAGUUUGUCUAUACAAGUGCCUUGUGGACUGAGAAAUGGGGAUUUUUCUCUCUGAUCCCCCUACCACUUGCAAAGAUUUCUCCAAGGAGAAUGAUUAGGGGAGGGAGGGCGCCAAAGGAACCGAGGUCAGCUAUGUAUUUUUGGCAAAGAAAGGUAGGUACCCUUCUAUCCCUGCUGGUUUCCUUGCUGCUUUAACAUUCCAGAUGUUACCUCCCUCUCCUGGGAGUGGAGGGCAGCUCUCUCCAGGUGUGCACUGAAGAAACUUAGGGGAAGGAAGAGAGUCUGGGCUUCGGGGGUGCAGAGAGCACCUGUCUGUUGGGCUGUUUCCUUGAUUUCUGAGAGGUUGGCACGGUGAAAAAAGUCCCCGCAGUCUGCUGUCUUCAGUUCUACAAACUCAGGGGAGAGCUUCUACGCUGAUCAAUUCUUCCAGCUGACGAGCUGGGGGCUCUAGCAAAGAAACAGCAGGAGGGACCGAGAAUGGACAACGGUAAAAUUGCUGGACCCUGGAAUAAUGAAUGUCUGGGGGAAAGAUAUGGAAUCGUCCUACUCCAGAGACCUUUAGGAAAAGACGCCAUGGUCCAUAGUCCUGCUUAGGAGCAGGCCCAUAAUGUCCUCUCAAUGUCUUCUUCAGAUGAGGAUCCAGUGAUUCCCAAGACUGAGGAUCCAGUGAUUCCUACAGCCAGAUCCCCUGGUUUGUCACUGACACUUGAGCAGGCUGAGGCAGUCUUUUGAUUCCCUCUUCCUCAGCUACAAGCACUCUCCCCACCUUCUCUUCCCACUUUUUCCAUUGUUCUCAUGUUUUCCCUCCCUUUCAGCCUCUGACUUUCCCUUCUUCCCACCUUCUCUCAUUUCCCCUCCCCCUUUUUCAUUACCUCUCCAUUCUUCUCCUGCUUUCCACCCUCUCAUUUUCCCUUCUCACCAUCUCUCCAUUCCUGCCUUUCCACCAUCUCUCCAUUCCCCUUCUCCUGCUUUCCCCCCUCUCAUUUCCCCUUCCCUAUUUACACCAUUUCCCAAUCUAUUUUCUGUGCCAUUUUUGCUGGUCUCCCGCCUCCCCCACAUACACACUUUCCUUCUCAGGCCCAGGAUGCUCAUGGUUGUUCAUUACCUGCAACAUCAUUUUGCAGUAAUAUCAACAUUCUCUAACAUGGGCCAGCUCCUGCCUCAUAAGUCAAGCUUUUCCUGAUCAUGGAGGAGGUUCUUUGUUGAGUUCCAUGCCCUAAAGGAAUACAGGUACUGCCACAGUGCAUUGGACCUAUGGGUCCAUAUAAAUGGGUAUUUUGUUAGAACAGAAUGGGAAUUGGGAUUGUCUUCCCUGACUUGGCCUGUCACCCAAAAGUGUUCACAUCUCACUUUGGAAAUCGGGUACCUGUUAACUGGGAGUGAGUCUCAAGCACUUGUACAUAUAGCAUUAUUAGGAAGUUGUGUCCCUCCCUCUCAGGGCUGGAUACAUACCUUUAUGUUUCAGGAAAGAGUGUCUGGGAAAAUAAAUGGGUCUAAGAAUCUCUUUCCUGAGUCCUAGAUGGCCUGAGGGGGAAACGAGGCAUUCAGAGCCCAAGCCUGGGUGGUCCCCUGUCUCAGCCCCCCAGGUUACCUGUACUCCCUCCCUGGUCAGAGCCCACUUUCCAGCAGGGAAUACUCUCUACAGAGUUCUCUGCAGGUCAGGGGCAGUGACUUCUUCUGGACUAUUUAAUUGUAUGGUAUUUUUCUGUUUAAGUGGGGGCCCCUCCCACUGCACCACUGUGUGUGUCUCCUAUUGACUGUAAUGAAAGUUAUUUAUUGAUUCUGUUAGCAGACAGUUCUUAAAAUAAAGAUCGAUCCUCAACCCGUUUGGCAGCUACUAGC
Messenger RNA from Sarcophilus harrisii (Tasmanian devil), 8344 nucleotides. RefSeq names its product contactin 2 (gene CNTN2). The record is from RefSeq and is a predicted model, not a curated record. NCBI's taxonomy places the organism in Eukaryota, Metazoa, Chordata, Mammalia, Dasyuromorphia, Dasyuridae. The transcript has 23 exons. Gene Ontology annotation, biological process: brain development; cell-cell adhesion. Bases 324 to 3434 code for a protein of 1036 amino acids. Gene Ontology annotation, molecular function: cell-cell adhesion mediator activity.